AGUUAUCUUCAUACCGAAGAGAGAUCUCGACGCCAUGGAAGACCUCGACAGCUUCUCGUCCAGGAAGACCUCGCCGGAAUUUCAGAAGUUGGUGCCCAAGAACGGAGUGAGCGGGUUGUAGAAUUUCCAUCUCCAGGAGAACUCAGCAGCGUCGAAGAAGACGAUGAUGGUUUCAAGACCCCGACCCCGACAACAACUUCGUCAGGCCGGGAAGCAGAAGUCCCGGCGGCAGCUCAGUGCCCGCCGGCGCCGAGGAAGCCCCGAGCGGUCCGGUCAGCGAAGAGGAAAGACCGCAGUGCAGGAGUUGCCUUGCUUGACCUGACGGACGAGAUCGAUUCCCUGUUCCCGCCGGCGAUCCGGAGACACUUAUACAGUAAGAUCAAGAAAGUGAAGUUGGAAAGCAACGCGACGGCAUUGUGUUGAAAAUUUGACUUUGUAAAAUUAGUCUUUCGAUGUGGAACUGAUUAUUCUGCUGAUGUUUUUAACGAGAGAUCCUUCGUAAGCUGUUGUCGUUGCGCUGUUCUGUCUCAACGAGAAUGGAAACUUUCUCCUCGGACUUCAUUUC
Molecule: messenger RNA, 565 nt
Organism: Eucalyptus grandis
Lineage: Eukaryota; Viridiplantae; Streptophyta; Magnoliopsida; Myrtales; Myrtaceae
Product: cyclin-dependent protein kinase inhibitor SMR10
Exons: 1
Biological process (GO): regulation of DNA endoreduplication
Source: RefSeq, a predicted model, not a curated record